AUGAUGAUAGAUACGCAUCACCACUUUGUGCCCGACUUCUACGCCAAAGCGGUGGAAGAGGCCGGAGGUGACCCGUCGGGCUGGCACGUGCCCAGCUGGAGCACGGAGGCCAGCGAGGCGUCGCUGGCGCAGAACCAGGCCACGACGGCAAUCCUGUCGCUGACGGCGCCGGGGGCGGCGAUCGCGCCGUCGACGGAGGGCUCGCGGGCGCUGGCGCGGCGGGCCAACGAGUUCUGCGCGCAGGUGCGCGACGCGCAGCCCGCGGCGUUCGGCUUCUUCGCGGCGCUGCCGGACCUGCUGGACACGGAGGGGGCGCUGGCCGAGGUGGCGCACGCGCUGGACACGCUGGGCGCCGACGGGGUCACGCUGUUCACGCGCUACGGCCCCGGCCCCUGCUACCUGGGCCACCGCGAGUUCGACGCCGUGUGGGCGGCGCUCGACGCCCGCGCGGCCACCGUCUUCGUCCACCCUACCCACCCGGUCGACACGCGCCGCGCCCACCCGGCCCUCCUGCAGCCCUCGGUCGACUACCCGCACGAGACGACCCGGGCGGCCAUGGACCUGCUGCUGGCCGGCAACCGCCGCCGCUUCCCGCGCUGCAAGGUCAUCCUCUCCCACGCCGGCGGCACCCUGCCCUGGCUCCUCCCGCGCACCAUCUACUCGCGCCGCGGCCUGGCGGCGGAGCAGAUUCCCGACGGCGUCACCUACGAGCAGAUGAUGGCCGACUUCCGCUCCUUCUACUUCGACCUCGCCCUCUCCACCUCCCACCGGGGGCUCGACCUGCUCCUGGCGGCCGUGCCGCAUGACCACAUCACCUACGGCUCGGACUUUCCCUACGCCCCGUCGACAAGCAUUUCCAACUUCCGGGCCGACCUGGAAUCGUACCCCAUGGACAAGGAGCUCAGGGAGAAGAUCUAUUUCCGCAAUGCCCUCGCCUUGCUUCCGAGACUGCGGCAGUAUUUUGAGUAGCUCAAACCGGAGCGGACGAUUUGCGGCGAGCAUGUAGAGUUGAAACGACGAGCAGGCUUGGUUCAUUGCGAUUCAGAGGAAACGAGAGUGGCGGUUCGUUCGACUUUGACGUGUCGGGCAGUGGGGAUAUGUCAAGUGUCCGCUUGUGAAUAAGUCCUACCUGUCCAAGCCAGGGCACUGGUCCAGAAUAAAUCAAUCCUCGAGACAAUAGCUGUACCUA
Molecule: messenger RNA, 1189 nt
Organism: Cladophialophora immunda
Lineage: Eukaryota; Fungi; Ascomycota; Eurotiomycetes; Chaetothyriales; Herpotrichiellaceae
Exons: 3
Coding region: 1-969 (322 amino acids)
Biological process (GO): secondary metabolic process
Cellular component (GO): cytoplasm; cytosol
Molecular function (GO): hydrolase activity; carboxy-lyase activity
Source: RefSeq, a predicted model, not a curated record